Molecule: messenger RNA, 2272 nt
Organism: Dreissena polymorpha
Lineage: Eukaryota; Metazoa; Mollusca; Bivalvia; Myida; Dreissenidae
Exons: 15
Coding region: 1280-2245 (321 amino acids)
Source: RefSeq, a predicted model, not a curated record
UGUGUUUAUCAAGCACAGUGUUGCCACAGAUGACGAAAGAAUGAAGAUGAUCGUAGCUCUUGUCAUUAUUUAUAUGAGUCGUGUUGCUUUGGUCUCGACUAAACAAGAGCUAACAUGCGGCGCCUUGAUUCCUCCGUCUAAUGGUAGACGUUUAAAAGAUGAUAACACUAUCGGAUCAUUUGCAAUGUUUGCUUGCAACCCCGGUUACGACCUUCAAGGACCAAGAUGUUUAUUUUGCAGUGUGGACGGCGAAUGGAACCCGCGGGAAACCCCAUGGUGUAUUCCUGUAAAAUGUCCAGACGCCUCCUACAUUGCAAAUGGCAAAUCUUUCCAGGAAAACUGGCAGAGAUCUGAGGACACGUACCAGAGUGUUAUAAGAUAUAGCUGCGACGAAAGUUACGUUAUUGACGGGGACGCCAGAAGGGUAUGUCAGGCUGACGGUACAUGGAGUGGACGUAUGCCUCAGUGUACAACACCGCGAUGUCCCAACAUAACUUUGGAUAACGGAACUGUGACUUACUUUGGAGAGAGGAAAGUAUAUACCUUGGCAUUUUUUAACUGCAGCGAAAAUUUUGACUUAAGUUCUGUAGCAAAUACAGAAUGUGAUAAGAACCAGCAAUGGGUAGAAAUACCGAAGUGUAUACCUCGUUUGAAGCCAUGGGUACCUGCCAAUGGAUUCACAAACACCAAAGCUUCUGCAUUUGUCAAAAAUGGAGAAAGCUAUUACGCAUACUGUGAUGACGGGUUCUUGAUGGCGAACACUACGACGGAUAAAUUCUUGGUUGAUUAUGUCAGAAUUCUGGGAAUCAAGAAUGAGUUGGGGAAAUUUACAAUGAUUUCUUACCCCUACGAAUAAUACACCACUUUGGAAUGCAGGGAUGUUCGGGCAAAUACGUGGCAACCAAUAAAUGGACAUAUAGAUUUAAAAAAGAAAAAAAAGAAUCUACUGUUUCAUAAGGAAAAAUAUAAUGUGAUAUGUGAUGAAGGAUUCUUGUUUGCGAAUACUAAGAACGAUACAUUCCUGGGACAGGGUGUCAGAUCACUGGGGGUCUUGAAUGAGCUGGGGAAACUUACAGUGAUUUCUUACCCCAAUCUAGCUUACACCUCUCUCAAAUGCAAGGACGCUCGUUUGAAGCCAUGUAUACCUGUCAAUGGAUUCACAUCAACCAAAGAAUUGGUCAAGCAUGGAGAAAGCUAUCGUCUUAGCUGCAAUGAUGGGUUUGUGCUGUAUGAUGUGUUUCAACAAAAUUUCUUGAGAGAUCAUGUGGUCGUUAGAAACAUGCUAGGGAAUUGUAUCUACGACAACCAUCCAGUCACGAAUUUGAUGUGUGAAGACGCCCGUUGUAAAGCACCCAAGGUUCAAAACGGUAAAUUGGUUGCUGAGGGGUUUUUGAAUACAUGCAAAUACGACUAUAAAGAAAACUACAUGGAACAUGGAUCCAAGGUUUUUAUAAAAUGCAACGAUGAAUAUGAGCUGUUUAAUGAGACGAGCGGACUGUUGCUAAAAUCGAACAUCAUCAGUAUUGCAUGCGAGUUGACAAAGAUUUUACCCGACAUCAUUCCAAGAUGUAUAAUUCAUAUGCAAACACCAAAGAAAGAGUCAAGUGACGCGUUCUUGCCAAACUCAAACCAGACAGCAGAAAAAGAUCAACAGUGUCAUGGACGAGUGUUGUUAACCAAGAACUGUCGACCGUUACCGCUAGUACUUCUGUACCAGGCAAUGGCAGAAAUAAAACCGAUGCGAACCAGAAAAACGGUGGCAAAUGGAACACGCGUAAGGUUGACUUGUGCACAAAGAAAUUAUGAAUAUCCAAACUUGUAUACUGACGAGGAAACUGACGACAGUAACGAACAAGUUGCUGACAUUGAAUGCGUUGAUGGUGACUUUGCAAAACAUAAUCUCACAUGUAAGACAGAGUCUGAAGAAGAGUCAAAGUCAGCGCCUAUAAAGUCUACAAAUAUCGAUAAUGGAGAUAUAACAGACCGAGCAAUGUCAGCGAAAUGUAAAGAAGGCUAUAAGCUUUGGUUCGAGAACGAAAUUGAUGAAAGUUUAUAUACAGAAACUUCGUGUAUGUGCAACCAAACCACCGGUAGAAUACAGUGCUUUGGGACCAAUGUAGAAUGUAAACCAAUUGGCUGCAAAAUCCCAACAUAUUUGGAGCAAGGAUUAACAUUAUAUGACCUAUUCCAACGAACGCUAACAUCCGGUGCCAACCGUUAUGAAAUUCAGCACAACGAAUCUUAAACAUUUACCUGUGCGCUUUCUGGCGAC